Molecule: messenger RNA, 3674 nt
Organism: Biomphalaria glabrata
Lineage: Eukaryota; Metazoa; Mollusca; Gastropoda; Planorbidae
Exons: 2
Coding region: 328-3138 (936 amino acids)
Source: RefSeq, a predicted model, not a curated record
CCCAUAAUGCCAAACAGAACAAAAAGUAACAUCAAAUGCGAUUUAACCCCACGUAGAAGUGGUAAGGUGACCCACAAAAACAUCUCUCUUUUUUUUUGUCUCUUUUCUCUUGAUUUCAGAAAUCGAAGUAGAAUCGAGAUCGUUCGGAGUUGCAUACCGGGAGACACAGUACUAUGCUCUUGUUAACCUCAAUCCUCUCUCUAGUGGCAUCCGGUAAAGACGCAUAGGUUCUCCUCAACUGCCAGCUCCGUCGUGGACGCUCAACGUCCCACUCGUUUCACUCCCGGUACUGAAGCACCACGUGGACACCUGGUCGGACCCUUAGCAAUGUCUGUCUCGGUCGCACAGCACCCCGUAGCCCUUGGCGGCAGUUUCAGUAACAGGCAGGUCGGCGUUGAGUACCUGUCUACCCUAUCCCACACGGAUACACUAUCCGCCGCGCUCUACAGCCGCGACCACAGCAGCCCAGUUGAUAGUUCGGCAUAUCCUUGCGGGAACUCCAAUCAGUCCGACAAAUUGAAAGAAUCCAGUUCGGGUGUGUGCCGGGUGCCUAGCUUAGCGACGCAAGAUACAAAUAUUACAGUAGAUAAAGCAGAUUUUAACCUGAACAGCAUUAGCUCCAACGGAUCCACUUUCAAAACGGUAACUUCUGAGAUUAUGUCCUCAGAAAACAAUGAUCCAAAGCUGAACAUGAUUCAAAAUCAGCGAGAAUCGAGUACUUCCGACAUGCCAAGCGAUACAGGUUUAUUCGUCGAUCAAGAUCCGUCACGAGAGAAAUUUGAUUUAGAAUCAUUUAUGCGACAUUUCCCAAAGAGUAGAAUGUCGAUACCCGAAUCGAAGCCAGUUCCAGAGCUUACCUCAAGGUUAGAUGAUACCAGUAUCGCGAAGCCGACUACAACGACCAACAAUUACCACAAGCCCAUGUUUGAUCCGAUUCCGAGGGCUUCAUUGAACACACCACCUAGUAAUGACGUCAACCCCGAAACUGCACAAGAUCCAUGCACAAGUCCUAAGAAGGACGACAGUGUAUCUGAAGAGAACACUGAGAGCACCAACUAUGAAGAUGCUGAGAACGUGCAGUUCAACUCUCUAUUAGCUACAAGGUUAAAGUCGUCCAUUCAGUCCGAGUUUCUGUCCAAAGAACUUUUUUCAGAUUCCAAAGCGCAGGCGCCUGAGAGAACUAUUGACGACAUUAUGAGAGAUUACGGCAUCAAAGUCUCGGGUGGAGCGCAGACUUACAAAUCAGGUCAAUUCAUGUCUUCCAUGAGUGUAAAUAGCAACGUUUCGGGUAAUAACGAAAAUGCCAAAUCUAUGUCGUAUGGGCUGGAUUCCUUUGGCUCUUCCCGUCUCGGCUCGGGUUUAAACCCCACACAACCAGAAAUGGGGACGCCUUAUCAGUUGGGCAAUGCCCAGUUUUCGAAGGAAUUGGCUAAAAACUUGACGCAGGAUACAUCCGUUACCGGGUUGAAUCCGAAUUCAAUGAAUUGUUCACAAAACAAUGAGACGGAAGGCUCUCCAAAGGAAGAACAAAAGAGUUUUGGUACGUCAGUAGAUCUAUCAAUGGCCUCAAAAUAUCAAAACACAGCCAGAACAUCUUCUACUUAUAACACAGGAGCGGAAAAACAGGGUCCUUUCUCAGGAGAUGUUUCAUACCAAACAUCCACAGACUAUAAGAAAUUCGACAGUCAUCUGACCCAGAGCACAACCAACUUCGCCGGGAAAUACAGCAGCACUGAUUUCGGCAAGCAAACGGAUCUUCUGCGAACAGACGACAAAGUCACCGCUGGCAUAAAUAGUGAGUUGUCUGCUUCUUACUCUCCGGGCAGAGGCAGUAAUUUUCGCCAUUACAAUCAGUUGGGCGCGGCCGACGCUCUAGGAUUCUCUAUCCAGGCGGAAAAGCAGAGGCUCAGGAACAUUGACGCCAUGAUUGCCACCACUCCGUUAAACACAAGAUACAAUGACCUUAAGCCGUACAAGUUUAGCACCAGUAGCUCCUUCGUGGCAAGUGACUUUGAUAGCCGAAAGCGCUAUUCAACUCCCACCCUUGCAGUGUCUUCAACACUCCCAUACCGAGCAGAGAUCAAUUCCAGGGUGGGCUGGUCCACCGGAGUAACUCAAAACGCCAUGGGCAAGUCGGUCUCGGCGCCGAACUACGAGUAUAGUCGCAACGUGACCACGACAGGCUCUUCGGUGGACUCUCAGCUUUUCAAUACCUCGAGGGACUAUUCGGGUAGCAAAAACUACCAAUACAACAACUGCACUUACUUGGACAACAACAUUCUGGACAAAAAACUGACCAUCAAAGAUUCCGCACCAAUCCUAAAGAAAAAGGUUGAGUCUUGUUUAAAGCCCUCCAUGAAAAUGAAUACAUCUAAUGUUGGUCGGGGCUCCCCCACGAGAACUGCUGUCACACGCCCAACCUCAGCGACGAACGUGAAAGUGUGCAAGGACAGUGCGGCGGCUAAGAGGAAGCAGAUUGGGAUUGCAUCUGCACCUCGAGGCUGUGUCAACGGGCGCAAAAAGGUCAACACAAACGAAAGCAGGAUGAGCGAAGAUUUCUUCCAUGAAUUUGACUUUAUCAAGGACCUAAACAGAAUGUGGCAACAUUCCAUUAACAACCUUGAGCCAAAAAAAAUCACAAAGCCAUCAAAAUAUCAGCCAUACAAGCCAGCAUCGACGGAAGAAAAGAUUCAGGAAAGGUCCGGCAUGUCUGCGGAACAAACUUCCUUCCACAGGGCACCAGAGAUGGUCAAGAACGCGUGGUCAGCAAGCUUUGAGCAAGACCUAGGGGCAGCAUUGGGCAGCUGGGGCAAUGGUUCAAUAUGCCGUCAAGCCAAAACAAUGCCAUCCAAGCAAAAUUGCGCGUCGGGAACCAAAUCGUUCACCGCUGCAAACUGCAACAACCAGCAACCGAAAUCUAUUCUUAAAAACAUGAGCAACAAGUCGUCAUUGACCCGAUCUAGUACUACGAUUACGUCAGGUAAAAGUAGCUCAAAGGUCACCACAACCUCUUCCAGGAAUUAUCCAAUCACCACAGCACAAAUGUUUGCAGGGCUCGCUAUCAAGAAAAAAGCACAAAUGAGCCAACCAGCCAAGCCAAAGAACACUAAAACUCGCAGCAAAACGCCUUUAAUCUAGAUUUACACUCUCAUUGCAAGCAGUUUACUGAAGUGUCGUACAACGGAUACAUUGAUCGCCGCUCGUCAUCCUCUAGCUAUACACCGAAAUAAACAUUUCUACUCUCUGCUUCAUGCCAAUCAAAAUGAACAAAAAAAAAAAAAAAAAAAAUAGCCAGUUCUAAGAAGCCUGUCGCUAAAGUCAGGGCGUCUUGAGCUAAAACAUUUGAUAUCGCUGACAGAAAUGAAAUAAAAAAAAAAAAUAAAAACAAUGAAAGAAAUUUUAAACCAAUAUACAUUUUGGAUCUAAUCGAGGUGAUGUAAACAAAAGCUAAUUUUUUUUCGGGACUACUUGUAAAAUGAAAUAAUUACUUUUAUUUGGCCUACCUAUAACCUAAGCGAAUUACAGAUAUUGCCAGGGUUGCCGAGUCUGUGUGCAGGUACUACCGGUUUUUUAUUGGUGGAGAUUUCUCCUUCCGCCGCCGAACUAUUUUUUGUCCCUAGUUCGGCUCUAGGCAAAUGUCAUUUAGACAUUCAUUAAAGCUUUUUCUUAAAACG